CGCACACACACUUGCCUGCCAAAACCAAGAUGGCUACCGUCGUUCGCUCUUCCUCGACGUCGUCCGUCGUAACAAAAAUCGGGUUUUAGUGCAAAAAUAUGGACCGAUUUUCGUGUAUAUUCAGUGCAAUUCAUCAGUUGAAUCUUGCUACAAGUGAUUAAGAAAAAGGUUAACGACAGGCAGGCUCUUGAUUGGACAUUAAAUGGUUCCGAAUGUUGACGGAAAAUUGAGCCUCCCGUCUUUUUUUGUGUGAAGAAGUAGCACCGAAGCACGGAAAGGAAAAGUGAAAUUCAGCGCAGUGUCUUCCUGCUGGUAUCGAUUUGUGUUUGUUUUAAUUUUACUGGCCGCGUCCUGCAAUUCAAGUUUUCGUAAAAGUGCGUAAGAAUAGAAUCAUUUCAAUAGAUUAGUUUUAGUUUAAAGUGAAGUGGCCGCCCUAAAACCUUAACGACAGAAGCAAUGAGCUGAGUUCAGGAGGGCGCCCCCUUCGCCUUGAGCAGCGCGAGAGUUGCGGACUCCCUCGGAAUAGGUGCAGAGCGCAGACACCAAGAAAAUGACGAAAUCGGCACAACACUCAUCGUCGUCUGGUGCUACGGAUCAGCCUAUUCCAGUAACUGAUCUGAAUGACGAUCAGGAAUCGUCUCCACAAGCCAGUUCAACGCCAGCAAAAUUGAUAACAGUAACUGGAAAACGACACCAGCAGCAACAGCAACCUCAAAUGAAUCGGAGGACUUCAACCCGUUUGACCUCAAUUCGAAAUGAUAGUUUGUCUUCUUCCUCUUCGUCGUCGUCUUCAUCAUCGUCGCUAUCCUCCGUUGGAGAUCUAGACAUGGUGACAGACAACAAGCCAACCAACUCUGAGGAUGUAUUUAAAGUGCCAUCAUCGACCUCUGCUGCUGGUUCAGUAGCGGGAGAGGAACAACCCCAGGAAAAUGGAAUUAUUUGUCGAUUGCCAUUAGACCGCCUGCAAGCCAUUCUGGGAGCACUGAAUAUUCUGAAGAACCCUUCCGAUGGCGAACCAGGAGUAAGUUGUUCCAGUCCAAGUCCCACAUACAAACUAUUGUGUCUUUACUGCGACCGAACAUUUACUAGCCAAACGUUGAUGGCCAAACAUACGGAUCGAGUGCACCGAAUAUCAAAAGAUCGCCGUAGUAGCAGCCGCGUAAUUCCUAUGGUAACUGGCGGAGCCUUUCCCAACUGUAGUUAUUGCAAUAAAGGCAAAGUCACAACGGCUUCGGAAGAUCUAUCGCAGUUAUUCAAACACCUGAUAGAUGAACAUUCUGAUCGAUAUUUCGCUUGUGAAUUAUGUGGCAUCCGAUUUCCAAGCGAUGAUUCUCGCGAUUCACACAUAGAAGCGUUGCAUCCGCCAAGUAAUCAGCUGGAGAAUCGUAAUCGGCCCAAAUCCAAAGCUGCCCUAAAAAGUUUCAAUGUGAAAUCGACCAAAAGUUGUGAAAUCGUGACUACUCCUCUUACCAUCCAAGUUGAUUUCGACACUGAAGCAAUGAAGAAUCUCACCAUCGAAAAUAUUGACGCUGUUGAUUCUCUUUCCGCUGCUCUCGGGCUGGUCAGCAGUAGCUCAACAGGUAGUGGUGUGACUCGAUUACGAAGCUCCGGCCGGACAUCAGCAACCCGAUCAACAAGCUCAAUCGGUGUUGGCAAAUCAAAGUUUGUUAAAAAAACAGACAAGAUGUUGAUGCGGUCUUCUGAGCCAAUGCUUUCCCGACUCGGCAUCGCACAACAUCGGACCUCACAGCUGGGUCGUAAGGCUAUCAACACAAAAACACGCCGGAAAGCAGCUGCAACUGACAGUGCAAGUUGUUCGUCUUCUCUUUCCGGGACCUCUUCCUCUCAACCGGACAAUCACUACAACAAAAUCACGAAACUCAAGACUAUACGUUCAACUUUGAAUAAUCCUAGUGGCAGUUCCGAAAGUGACUUUGUGGUAUCGCGAGGAAAGAACGAUAUUGUUAGCACUUUCGAUGAGGAUUUUUAUGAAAACGUAAACUUGAACGUCCGUCUGAAUCUUAGUUGCCACUUGGACGGUAAACUUGAAGCGUCAACUGUCAAUGCUCCAUCGCCAAUUAGUCCGGUGGUGUCAAUUCCGGCUAUUCGAUCUACUGUCGUUAAAAGUCCCCUUCAAACAGAGAGUAAAAUUCACGAAGCUACCAAUCUGCCAGCGCUGACCGUUUUUCCAACUUUACUGACUGUUGAACAGUACGGGACGGAUUUGUUACCCGUGUCAAAAAUUAAAAAACCAAUUACCAAAAACUCCUGGAAGUGGAAGUGGGACUUUGUCAAAAAGUACAAGUAUGUGAACGAAAACGGUAAAAUCGUGAAAAAAAUUAAACAACCUACACUUGGUCUACGAGAUCUUUCUAAGCUAGAUAUGUGGACGCAGCUUACCAUGCGAACUAAGCAUGAGUUGAUCCGAAACCGUCGAAAUCUCUAUCAGACAGAUGUUGGGGAUAGUCUCCGCCAAGAGCAACGUAAACAAGUUAAUGAACUAAAUCAAAUUUUAGACACACGAGUUCUGCCCCAAAUAACACUCGAACAGCAUGAUCAAAGUAUUAUCAAAUUGGAAUCAGAAGCACUAAAUGACGGAGAUGGUGCAGGUGAUCAGCUUUCAGAGUGGGAGCUAGAGUCAAACUCUAUUACAGAGGAAUUUAUUAAUAGCUUGCAACUAUUAAAGCUUCCAGAUUUCGGUCGUCGUCAGCAGGUUAUACUCAGUGGAGAAUGGGCUCGCCCUCGGUGCUACAUCUGCUAUUGCUGCGGCGAUAAGUUCAGUUCUCUCAAACAAGUGGAAGAGCACAAGACCUUCCGUCAUCCUUAUGUCUACUCCACUUAUUAUGAAAUAGUUGGGCGCGAAUUGAUUGAGAAACAGUUGUUCAAACACUUCUUCAUCCCGCUAUCGGCCCUGACAAUGCAUCGUAUUCACUAUGCCCGAUUGUCAAAUUUUGCUUUAACAAAUUUUGAUCAGCGACGAACACCUCCUGCUCGGCAACCAUCAUCAGAAUCGGCAGCUACUAUAACUGAGAUCAAAAGUGAGGAUUCCUCCUCUAAUGAAGCUACAUCAUUUUCGACAACGACAUCGUCAUCGUCACUACUUUCACUCUCAGCACAAACUGCCACCAGUAGUCUCUCGUCCUGUUCGUCUCGAACCGCCGUGAAUAUGCUUCUCUCCGCUGGUCAAGAUUACACUACAUCCUUCACCAGCUAUCCGUCGGAGCCGGGACCGUUGCAGUGUUCUAAAUGUCAAAAGGAGUGUGUCAAUAUUUUGGUUCUUUACGCACAUAUUCUUAACUGUACCAAUGACUACAUCUGGCUGCAGGCGAAGAAACGAAUGAAAUACCGUCGCGCCAACAGACGUCGUAAAGGAUGUAGUCGAGCGGCGUUGGCUGCGCGCAAGGCCGCUAUGACGAACGCUGCCCACUCGGCAGUGGAAAAGUCCGAAACGGCUAGCAAUCAUUCAGGUGGUGCAGACGCGGAAAGUAGUAGCAGUACCUGCGGGUCGGAAACCAAGAAAAAACCAAAAUCUCCACCGAGACCACGCGAGAAGGAUAGUGACAUUGUGAAACGACUCACUGCAAACCUGCCGGCAAAGCGAAUCUCUCGACAAAUACUUCAGAUGACGAAACAAAUCCGGAAACGUCCUCAGAUGAACAUACCGAAAAGCGGAAAGAAGCCAGUUGUUUCCACUUUGACACCAUCGAAAGCCGGAGUGCCUCGCGGAACUACCACGUCCACGAUCACGAAGCUGCGCAGUGGUAAAGUAUCUUCUGUUUCUAGCACUAGUAAGAAACUCAUAGAAAAGCCAAAAUUGUCGACAAGAACAAAAACUGAAGAAAAAACAUCGGCGGAAGAUGAAACAGAGAAAGUUCAACCCAAAGAAGGAAAAAAUGACAAACUUGAGGAACAGACAGAAAACCAAGAGAAAAACGUUGAAGGAACUAAGGUGGAGAAGAAGGAAGAAAAUCUUCCUGUAGCAGCAAAAAGCAAAAAGACUAUUUCCAGAGGAAAAAGUCUUCCGGUGCGGGGAAAACACUUUGUUGGCAGAAGAAACGUCCACUGGAAAGGUAAAAAGAAAGUGUUACCUUUUCGCAAGAGUUUAGCAACCAACAAUCGGAUGCUACGCAGUGGUUCUAUUAGGAUAGCCUCUACUAGAACUAGAAAUAAUUCAAAACUAGUGCCACCUUCUAGAAAAGAAGCUAAGCAAAAAGAGGUAAGCUCUGGUCCCACUAAGAAACAUCUGACUAAGAGUAAGGAAAGUAAAAGUCCCGUUGGCGAGGAUGAAAAAAGUGCUCGCAAUUCGCCUGUUGCAGAAACUGAGGUUGAAGUGAAAAAGGAAACGUGUACAGUGGUCGAAGAAACUGCAGAAAAAUAUUCGAAGCUAGAUUCAUUAAUCACUACAGAAAAAGAAGAAAAUAAGGUAAUAGAAGUGAUUGAACCUUGCGUUAAAGAAGUGCCUGAUGAGAUCACCAAAAUUCAAGAUCCAGAGAAAGGAGAUGCCCAGACAGGUAGUGUAGAACCAAACAUUUCUGCCGUAACUCCUAUUAAAAAAGCUGAUCCUCCGAAAGAAUCAUCCUCGUUGCAAGUUGAAUCUGUCUCAGAAGAAACUCCUGAACAACCCAUUGUACAAGAACCAACAGAGCCUUCAACUCCCAUCAAAUCUCCAUCACAAGGAUCAUUACCAGCUUCCCUAACAUCAACUCCAUCGACAUGUUCAUCGCAACAAGCGAACAAACGGAAACCUAAAAAGCUUAACGAUUGUAUCGCUAUGCUAACGGGAAAGUUAUCUGAAAAACUUGGAGUAGAUUUUUUCAAUCACGUAACGGCGAAAAACUCUGAAAAAUCUCAGAAAAAGUCCUCUCCAACCGUCGAAACUCGAGCUUCAAAGCAAGCAAUUUUUACAUCACCAAAUCUAAUUCCUAUUCCACCUCAAACAUUGGCAGUAUUACCCUUGCAAAUACCUCCACCGCAAGUGGCACCACUUCCGCUGGUAAUGAAUACACGCCACUCCCCGGCACAGCCGAAGCCAGCAAUGCUAUCACCAAUUGCUCCAAUCGUAACACCAAUGGAGGAUAUAUCCGAUGAACCUUUAAAUUUAUCAAAAAAUAGUCCAAUCGGUAGAUGUGUGCCGCCUCGACCGCGAGAUGUAUAUAGUCAUCAAAAAACUGCACAGCACCUAUCGCCGCCACCUCGUUCGCCUACAGCACCAGCGCACUCGCCGCAUCAACUGCCACCGCCGUUAUCGCAUCAUCAAUCACCCCAAACGCAACAUCAUCAUCAGCAAUAUCAGCAACCAGGUCCAUCAACUCCAAAUAGAAAUCUUCCGUCGAUUAAGCUUCCACCGGGACUAAUAAUUGAGCGAGUGGAGUACAAAUCACGACCAGUAAUUUCUAAGGAAGCUCCAUCCGUUACUAUAGUUGCCCGUCGACAGCCGCCCCCUUCGAUGGAAAACCGAUCAUCAAUGCCAGUAACGCCUCCAAUUGAGUCGUCAUCAACACCGUCACUACCAUCGCCAGUAAGAAAACAUCAUACUAUUACACAACAACAGCAUUACGGUGAUCCCAGGAAAAGUACACCAACAAGCCAACACAAUUCACCUACAAAGAUGCCUCUUACUCAACAACCUUCCCAACCUUCCAUUGCAUCAACUUUAAGGCAGGAAAGACCACUGGAGAAUCGUAUUUCCGUUACAAUAACCGAAGCUAAAAGCGGUGAUCGUCAUCAAAGCUCUGUCACUAAACCACCUACUAUUACACUUAACAUACCAGAACGACCACCAGUUAUCGAUAGGAGUUCUUCUUUACCAGUAAACCCUGCACAGCUUAUUAUUCCAACCGUUACAACUUCGGCGGUUCCAGUUAUUCAAUCUCAGCAGACCUCCGGUAGUACUACUAGCACAAGCAAACGCAAUCGUCGCAAGAGCGUCUAUGCUGCACCAUCAACAAUUAACGACGCGCCAUCACCUGCUUUACCGCCUCAGGUGUCACCAAUCGUGCCACCAGCACCUUUGUUCCCAGGGCUACCACCGCUUCCAUUUCUUCCUCAUUCACUCCUGACUGCUCCGCCUUUGGGGCUGGAUCUGCAACGUCUAGCAGCAGUUGGAUUGCCCCCGCAUUUGAAACCUCCAGUUAUUCCUCCACUAACGAUUCCAUCUCCGUCGGUAAAUUCAACCGCUUCCGCAGCAGCAGCAGCCGCUUUCUUGGAAAAAAUUCUAUUACCCAAUCGAGACGUUAUCGUGAAACAGAUUGAGAACGCGGCGGCAGUGGCAUCCCAAUCGCGAUCCGCGCAACAUUCUCCGAAUGUGAAGAAAGUACCGGAAGAAAUCGUUCCUGUCAUCGAGGUUCAAGUAGUUCCACCAUCCACAAAGCCUGCAGAUAAAUGUCCACCACCAAUUGAAAAGAAAAAUCGUUCACGAGCCAGAACAUCACGAACCAAAGCACAAAAUGUCGUAUUUCCUCCAAACGAGACGCCCAUUUCAACCGCACAAGCUAGUCCCGAUUUUAUGAAUGAAGACGCAGUUGCACCGUUUGAACCUGAAGUCAUUCUUCAAGUUCUUCCUGUAGAAACUGCCCCGUUACAUCCUAUCACAUCUCCAGAAAAUAACGAACAACUCAUCGAACAACAAGCACAAAAAACCCCAGAAACAGAAAUGGCAGUUGAAAAACCAGUUGAGCCAGUCCUCCAAGAACCAGUUACUGUGGCGGAAGAAGUUAAAAGCACCGAUAUCGAAUUAGAAUCCAUUGAAUCAACAAAAGGUGUCGAGAAUGCGACUGGCAGCAGCAGUGGCAAAACAGUACGAAAGCGGCGGAAAAAUGAGCUGGCAUCUAUUCUUUCAGAUCAACUACUAGAAAGUUUUAAAGAAGUUGACCAGUCGGCCUUACAAGAUCUUAAAAUGAUGCACGAUAUGUCUUGUGAAAAACCAGAUAUUAAGUUCUCUUUGGAGCAAAUUCCUCAGCUUGCUAAACGUAAAGUAAAUCCUCGUCAUCCGGAUUUACUGACGAGAAAUUCACCAACUGCCAGUAGCGGUAAAAAGACACCUGCUAAAAAGAUUGCUAAAGAUGCAGCGCGAGAACAGAUAGCUACCAUGGAAACUAGAGAAACUGAAAUGGUAAAAAUGAGCGAAGAAUCUACAACAAUCCUCAAUGUUUCAACGUUAUCGGAAUCAGUUUGUAAAGUUGAUGAACGGGUUUUAGAAGUAACUAAAGAAAUUCCAGCUUCUCAGGCAAAUGAAGAUGGUGCAGAAAAUGUUAAAAUCAAAUCCGUUGGAGAAGAAAAGAAAGAACAACCAGUUGCAGGAGUUACUCUUCCGGAAAAACUGAAAAGUUCACAAAAACCUACCGGAAAACCAACAGACGAAGAGACUAAGAAAAAUGAAGUCACAGUAAAGUUACCCGAGAAAGCUGCAACUCCGACAAUCGCAAAGCAAGCACCAAAACGGCGAACGCGAAAACUUUCUAUCGAUAUUGAUCGGCUAGCAGGGCUUGAGCGUAAAGGCCGACAGAAACAGCAGUACCUGAACCACCUGGCAAACAACGACCUUGUCGAGAAAGUAAACACAAGAAGAGGCAAAAGUGCUGCUAAGAAAAUUCAAUCUACAAACAUUGCUGCUGAAGCAAAAGUGGAGCAAAAUGAUAGUUUUCACAGGUCCUCUUCUGGUGAUACUACUGUUGCACACGAAGAAAAAUCUUCGAAAUCAGAGGAAAAAAGUGAAAAGCUUCAAACAAGCCCAGAAAAAUCCGAUAAUUUAAAAAAGAAAUCGUCAACGAAAUCUCGAUCGAAAACACCGUUUCCGCACCAACUAAAAUCUGAGAAGACUGAUCUCGAUCGAUUAAAAGAAGCACUGAAUAUUGAGACACCCGCUCGCAAAGUAACCAAUAAGAAAAAAGUUCCUACUUCGGAGCAACUUACAACGCAAAACAUUUCGUUAGCCCCUCCAGUUGAACUUACACCGCAUACAGAAAAGAAAUCUGCGAAACGAAAGAGUAGUGGCAAAACGAACGACGAAAACAACUUAAAUGACGAAGUCAGUCCAUCGUCAAGCAAGAAAACGAAAGAGGAACACAAAACAAAGCAAGUGGAAAAGACUACAGAAAAAUCACCUACGAAGCAACCACAGCCUCUGAUAUCGAAUGAAGAAUCGAAACAACGGACUCCAUCGCCAAUUGUCACUACGGAACCGAAAGUAAAGCCAAUCCCAACACCACCGAAGCGAAUAAUGGCUCGGCGGUCAUCCGUAUUUGUUGAUAAGAACUUGGCUCAAUAUAUGGAACAAAAGGAUGCUGAACAGGAACGGUUACUGGUGAGCAGCAGCUUUAAAGAUGACCUAAUAUUAACCUCUCGGAGAGGCACUCGCAGUCAGGGUGGAGUAGAUUUCAGUUUGGUGGCUAGCUUCGCUGAGGCCGCUAUGAAGCCCAGGGAUCCAAGGCGGAAAUCAGCCGCAGCGGUAGCGGCUGCAGCGGCCGCUGCAAAACGUGCAGAAGAAGAGCGCCGAGCUGCAGAAGAAAAUCGGAAACUGCGUGAAGAGAAAGAAAAAAUGCAACAAGAACAAGAACGGCUACAACGAGAAGAAGAGAAAAGAAAACCUAUAGUUGCCCCACCGUUGCGAAGAAUAAGUGCGCGAAGGGCAUCUGUGUAUGCAACCAUUCCACCGGAGGAAUCUCAACCAAAAACCGAAGAAAGUAUGGCAGAAAUAGGCAAGGCUACUAAACGCCAGUACAGACGGCGGGCAUCCGUUUAUCAAUCAGUGUCUUUCCUAGAUGAGGAAGAGCAGCAUAAAGAAAUAGAAACAAAACCUAAGGUGACACGGUCUAAAACGCCUAGUCUGAGUGAUGCAUGGGAUCAUGAGUUGAAAUCCGUCGGCCGGAGACGCAAUCAAAGUGUAUUCAAUGGAACUCCAGAACCCACCAUAGAAUCGUUACUAGAGCCACUGUCAAUACCAGCAACCGGAACAAAACGCAGAACGAAGAAUAGUCAACUAGCAGAGAAUCUCUCUAAGCUUUUCAACAUCGAAGAAGAGAUUCAACUAAUUGACCGAAGCAGGCGGAAACCUCGUAAAAGUAACACCCCGAUCUCCUUUGAGAUUUUGGCUGUCAGUUCUACCCCGAUCAAAGAAACGAUUACGGAAAUAAAGAAAAUCGACGAAUUAGUGAAAGUCGUUGAAAAUGAGGUAGCUAAGGCUAGUAUCGCUCCAAAACCUCGCGAAUCCUUGUCGUUUUCAAAUGAUGAUGAAGAUGAAUCACCGAAAUUGAAUAAGCUUGUGCAGGAUAUCAUUAAUAAAUCCGAAUCAGAUUCCGAUUCGGAAGAUGAUAACAUGUCUCUGGCAUGCUUUGUCCGUCGAGAUGAGAGUUUCUUGAAGCCUGUGUCUGGCCGCGCGUCAUCUAUCCAUGAUUCGCUGGAUGCCACCGCAGAAGACGAGAGUAAUAGUGCGAUCGAUGACGAUGUAAGUGUAACAACCGAAGUAGUUGGCAUUGGCGGCAGUAUCAAAAAGCGCAAGCGUAGAAAGUCAAUUUGUGUAACCAAACUACGGCGACCUAAGCCACCAAUAGACGAAAAUAAACCUAUGGUCACAUUUAACUGCGAUCUUUGUAAAAAGGUGUUUAAAAAACAAGACGCUUACAACAAACAUCGCAUGACAUUAUCGCACAUAGCUAAACUGUCUGAACAGGAGUACCUAGAGGCACAAAGAAAGGAACAAGAGUUGACGGCUGCUACGAAACUUCAGAGCUCUAAUACUACCGAGGAUGUUGUCGUCGGAGCCAACUCCCCACCAAACACCAUAAAAAACCUAAGCCAAGAAGAGAAGCUAUUCUACGAAUGUUGUUCAAUGUUGAAGGAAUCCAAUGCCGACAACGAAAACAUCAACUUAACAGUGUCGCUAAAGUCGGAUGAAAUGACGGGCAACACAGGACUGGCAGCUGUUGAUCAAAUCUCCCCUCCAAAAGUUAGUGUUACCUAUCCGAGUCCAUUUGUUCCUUUACCGCAACAGAGUAAAACAAACGAAAGUAGCUGUUUUAAUAUGGGCGAUAGUUUCCCUUCAUUUCCGGACGUAAGCGAAAGCGAAAAUUACAUUCAAGCAAUUAAUCAACGAAAUCUUGGUGAUGAAUUGGGUAAACUAACAUCGGCAGGAAUCGGGCAACAAUCAGCGUCAUCGGAGAAUGAUGGCAACUUGUCACCACAUAAUUCGACUAAGUCGACCAGUUCACAAGCGUCAGUGUUUUCACAAAAAACAUUCAAGACAAAGGGUGCAUUAAAGGGCUAUGAUAACUUCAAAGUGUCAAUACCGAUGAGUGGUAUUCAAAUAGCAAAAGAAUCGAAAUUGGACACUCUGGCAGAUGUAGCUUUAGGCGGAGACAUUCCCAAAGAAUUCGAUCUUAGCGAUAACGGAAAUCAGAAUGAUACAUCAGAGGUAAUGAUUGCUUCAGCUUCGGUGUCUAAAAGAACGGUGUCACCCAAAAAUGGUCUUCAAAGCGGCACACGCGCACGUUCUUCAACUAGAAAGGAACAACCAACUGCUGCCAAUAAGCUUGGUUUCAAAGUGAAGAAAAAAAUGUCAGCUUCUUCAGGUAAUACUACAAGAUCGACUCCGAAACGGGGGAUACUGAAAAAAUCAGUGAAUAUGAGUACAUCAGAGCGAAGUAAACCGGAUCCCGAAGAUAUUUAUGCGUUUCAGGAAUCUACGCCGGAAGAAACAAUACCUUUGCCUUCGUACUUAUCAAACAAGAAAUCAACGACCGGUUUGUCUGCAACAAUGUCCAACAAAAAUUCUAAUACAGUGGACAAAUCUGGUAACACAAUCGGUACUAAUGCCACUGUUACUACUACUGCUGAUCAAGGUGAAGAAAGUCAACUCUCCAGCUUGAGUUUCUCAGACCGCGAUGAUUUCGUGUACGGUACAAAUACACUGAGCGAAGAGGACGAAGAUGACAAAAGCAGUAGCUAUAGUAGUUCACAAACGACACCGAAAAAGCCGAUUAAGGCAGAUGUUCAGAAAAAAAGUCUUAUCAUGGGACGAAUUUUCAAAAAAACAAAAGACAAACUGAAGGAUGAAGUGUGUUCUAAGAAAGAACCUUCCCCGGUUGAAGGACCAACGAAGCAAGUGGCGAAAGAUUUUGACAAGCUGUUCGACACUUUAAAGAAAUUAGAGGUAGAGAAAAAAGUUGAACCAGAGAGUAACGACACAUCAGCGGAAACAUUGGAACCUGAUACAGAUCUAGUAGAUCCCAAAUUGUUUGAAGAGUACGAAGACGAAAAGGGUGAAAGAAAACUGCGUAGGAGAAGUAUCCAAAAGAAACUGACUGAAUCCUAUGACUCCGACGACUACGAAGAUUUUAACCUGAAAGAUGCAGUUGAUGCAGCGAAAAAGAAAGGUGACAAGGGAUCAACGAAAUUAGCUGAUUCUAAGACUGUGGAAGUUCUGAAUUCUGUAACAGAAAAGUCGGAAGAAACUGAAAGCAAAACUCCAAAUCAAUCAGCCAAAUUGGAUACUGAAACGAAAGCGAAAGCUGCAGCGCAAGACACUAAAAAGUCAAUCGUGACUGAUGAAACGAUCCGACGGGUAAUGGAAAGUGUUAUCAUGGAAGUGUCGAUGAGCAAAAACCACCGCACCAGGGAUAACAAACGCCGUAAUAAAAAUGGGAAAGCUUCCAAGAUCGUUGAGGAGGAUGAGCCACAGAAGGGGCCAAAUAAAGACAGCACUCCAGACCUGUCUGCUGCAUUGGAAGAACAUGUUUUAGAGUCUAGUGUAGUCAUAUCCUCAAAGACUAUUACAACUAAGUUUAAGCAGAAGUUAAAUUCAUCGCAGACUGGUAAGCAACAACAAAAACAAAAGCAAGAAAAACCAGCUGAAGAAUUGAAAAAGCCAGCGAUGAACAAAUCCACCAACAAUAAUAAUAACAGUCAGUCUCAGAAACCAUCAAAGGCUGUCCCAAAAGCGAAAGAGCCAACUGAACCUGUGUCGGUAACGACUAAAAGUUCCACCAACAACAACAGUUCCAAAAACAAGCAACGAAAAGGGCCACCUAAGAAAAUGAAAAAUGUUGCAUACGAUCCGGAUAGUGACUUCGAAGAUAACAUCAAAUGCAAAAAGGUUAAGAAAAAGCUUCUGGAGAGUGAUAUCGAAGCUAAUCUUAAAAUCGAACAGCUGAAUGCGACACUGAGUGACAGCAUUUUGAUGCCGGCACCGCGUCGUAAGCGAAACGCUGCUGAAACGCUAUACUUCUGGUCGUCAUCCUCUUCGUCUAGCGAAGAAGAGGAUUUGGAUGAUUUUGUCGAAGUGUCUAGCCCUGCCAGUAAAAGUAAAAAGCAAAAGAAGCAAACCAACACGAAACCAAAACAGGUGACGGGGAGUCAGCCAAAGUCCAAGCAGAAAUCCAUACAACAACCACAGCAACAACAACCGCAUCAACAGGUAGAGCCUUCUCAGCAGCAGCAACAGAAACAGAUGACUAGCACAACCGUAGAAACCGGUGCUGGAGAUGACACCAGCAGUAGUAGCGAACAUAUGCAACAGCACGGCUGGAUCGUGGGGGACUCGCACAAAAAGCUGGUAACAUUGCUAGCUCACGCUAAAGGAAAACAGGACAACCGACCAGUUAAAGCAACGGGGAAUCGGCGAAAAACCUAAACGAUGUGCUGUGGUGAGUUUCUUUUUGGAAAACAUGCCUAUGGAUGUGUGAAAUAUUAGUAACCUUACACCUAUCGUCUACCGCCGCGCAGAAUUGGCGCAAAUAUGUAUUAAACCUCCGUUUUAUCCGAUAUUAACUGCAAAUUGUGUGUAUUAACAUAGGUACUACGUAUCAUUACCAGAAAAGAAAAUAAUUUGUCGCCUUUUUCCGAUUCUGAAUCCACAUAACGCGUAUCCGAGAUGCAUCAAAAGAAUCGUACUGAGAGGGAAUAUUUGGUGUAGGUUUAAUAUGUUGAAAACACUGAAAAAAAAUACUAACGUUAGAGUUUUAUCGUGCGGACGGAAAUGUGAAACAUUGAAGACACGUUGAUUUCUAACUAAAUAAAGGUAAUAUUAAAUAAAACUAUUAUCUAGUUCAUGUGUAUAGUUAUGUAAGGCGUAGCUAAACCAAGCUAUGGAUAUAGCAUAUGGAUUGCAAAAAUAAGAACAAUUUUAUGUUUGUCCUUCCAAAACACGUUCAAAUUACGUUUACAAUCGAACGACUGUGCAAAAUUAGAUGAAUUAGGUUAGAAAGAGAGAGACAGACAGACAAACAGAGAGCUUUUUAUUUUGCCCUAUUAUUCUCGUUUUAAAUAAAAACAGUCAACCUUAGUGCAUAGAAAUUUAUAAACAUACAUGAUAAUCGCUUUACGGUUGCCGGGAACUGAAACAAUUAGUUUUUAGAAUUUCAUCCCGUCCCAUCAUAUUUCUCACGUUUACCUCCUAACAGCAGCAAAUAUCGUCUUUUGCGUCUGUGUAUUUGAGUUACCCUCUUUUCAACCAAUUUUUAUUCAUUCAUUUGCAAUGAAUCAAUCUGUUUGCGGUCAUGGAAUUAACAUUGAUAAAAUAUUUACCCUACAGCUCCAACCACCGUUGCUUGGCAUAAUCAAACAAUGCACCCUUGUAAAUGUUAUACAGUAAAUAAUGUAUUCGUUUUGUUCUUGUAUAAUACCACUUUCCGUAAAAUGUAUACAUCGUAAUUAUUAAUAGGCCGUACAAUUAUAAAACCCGUAUUAUGGUGAUUUGGUUCCUUCUGUAUGUAAGAGACACAAGACAACAAACAACUGCAUUUAGCAAAGCGUUUGAGUCGAGUUGGAGACACUUAAUUUAAUUUUCCAUAAACAAUUUUUCAAACCCAAUUCUGUAAAAAACGAAGCUUCCAUUGUACUAGCAAAGAAAAAGAUAGAACUCAGUAAACGAUUAAUUCUCUGCAUAUAAUUGGAAUCUGAUUAGCUCACAUCACCAGCGGAUGAAGCGCCUCCUGUUUUGUCAACUCAAGCACACACACACAGGCACAGUGUGUAGUAGUUCGAAAAUUCACUGUACAAAUUAAAAGGCACUGGUUAAUGGCAACAGAAACCAACAUAAUUUUUGGAUCUCAUUUAGAAUACCGCAAAAGGGCGAAAGAAGACUAGACGGAAAUAUUUUUUGUUUGAUUUAUUUGCAAAUCAAUUCCUCUCAAUGGGCAAUACACUGCGAAAUUUUAACAGAAAAAACUUAUUCUGGUUUCGUUUUGCAUAAAAAAUAAUCAAGAAAUGCGACGUACUAGGAUCGCAAUCAAGUAAAAUAAAAUGAAGCGAACGCCAUGAAUUGUAAAAAUAGAGAAAUAAAAGUAACAAAGAAAUGUAUGCCCUUGUCAAUAUCUAUACUGUGGGUGUGGCUGCUCGUAAUUGCAAGUAUGAUACAAAGAUAAAUAGGGUGCAGGACUAGCAAUUAUCAACAUUCAUCCCCACUUGAACAAAAAAAAUAUAUUUCUGAUAAUUAUUAUGACUUUUACUGCCAUAUUUGAGGUAAAGAUUUUUUUGUUGUCUCUGUAUGAGUGCUGAAAAUUUUGCGAGAGAAAAAUUAUCAAAAAAAAUGUGAUGUGUCAUAUUUUGCAAGGAAAAUAAAAUACCCAAAAAAAUAUAAAAA
This is a messenger RNA of Wyeomyia smithii (pitcher-plant mosquito), 14575 nucleotides long. RefSeq names its product mucin-17. The coding region runs from base 551 to 12625 and encodes 4024 amino acids. The record is from RefSeq and is a predicted model, not a curated record. The transcript has 4 exons. Gene Ontology annotation, biological process: mRNA 3'-end processing. Gene Ontology annotation, molecular function: RNA polymerase II complex binding. NCBI's taxonomy places the organism in Eukaryota, Metazoa, Arthropoda, Insecta, Diptera, Culicidae. Gene Ontology annotation, cellular component: RNA polymerase II, holoenzyme.